AAUGCCGGCAUUCAGAGCCUUUGCGAGCUUGUUGCCACAUGGCUCGGCAUCUCGGUCCCCGUGUCGGUCGAGCUGUACAAGAUGCUGAUCUAUGAGACGGGCGCCAUGUUCAAACCACACACUGGCACCGAGAAGAUCCCCGGCAUAUUUGGCACCCUCGUCGUCUGCCUCCCCUCUCCUCACCAAGGCGGCGACCUAGUGCUCAGGCAUCCGGGCCAGACUAAGGUCAUUGAAACGUCCGAGGUCCAACCGUCUAUUGCUUGCUGGUACUCGGACGUGUCGCACGAGGUCUUACCCGUCACUUCUCUCCGGACGCUCAAGCACACCGACUUCGCUCACGUGCAGUGCUUGGAAGCCACCUCUGCCGAGCUCGAAUUCGACGUCUUUCUUGCCGUCCUAGAAAAGGAAGAAAGCGGCGACUGCGGCGGUCCGAUCAGCUGGGGCUCUACGGAUGGCAGAGCGAAGAGUACUAUGACCGGAUCAGUAGGAUCGAGACUGGCGAGCUUGACGAAGACGAAGAUGACGGGGACAGCCAGGAGGGAUGGCACGGCCUUGAAGAGGUGUUUGAUCUAAACAUCUCGAUCAAAAAAUUUGUUAAUUUGGUUGGGCGGGCAAUCCGUACCGACAUGCCAAUUGACGAGGACGACUUUCACAGCGGAAUCAUCACCGAAGACCGCAUGGACGACCGCUUCGCCGACAUAGAGCGAUGGGAGAGUGAAUAUAAUGGAUACAUGGGAGAGUGAAUACAAUGGAUACAUGGGAAACUCGA
Molecule: messenger RNA, 769 nt
Organism: Lasiosphaeria miniovina
Lineage: Eukaryota; Fungi; Ascomycota; Sordariomycetes; Sordariales; Lasiosphaeriaceae
Exons: 3
Coding region: 82-573 (163 amino acids)
Source: RefSeq, a predicted model, not a curated record